Messenger RNA from Rhizopus microsporus ATCC 52813, 1630 nucleotides. RefSeq lists its product as uncharacterized. The transcript has 5 exons. The record is from RefSeq and is a predicted model, not a curated record. Lineage: Eukaryota; Fungi; Mucoromycota; Mucoromycetes; Mucorales; Rhizopodaceae. The coding region runs from base 41 to 1381 and encodes 446 amino acids.
GAUUUUGCUUCUCAUUUUUUUUUUCUUUUUUCCUUAAAAUAUGAAACAAGACAUUUUAAAUCUCUUGUCUCCUUCAAAUGCCGGUUUAUUUCUACUCUUUGUCUUUCUUUUAACAAAAAGAUCCAUGCUACUUAGACUCUUAAUCCUUCCAUGGUCUAUCCUCUAUCAUUGGACUCGUACUAUUAAGGUACUUUUUUCGACUUCUUUAUCUCCUAAAGAACAAUCUAUAUUUGAAGAACAAUUCAAGUAUUUGAUUGUUACUUCAUCCGUAUUUAAUGAACUAAAUCAACAACAACAGCAACAGCAAAUGCUCGAGAAUGCCCCACAAACAACCGAGGGCAUCGGUCAUUUAUUUAUUUUGACCACCAGCCUUCUCUACAGUGUAACACUCCUUGCUACGUGUUAUUACUAUUGUCAUGAUACAUUUAUCUAUGGACUAUUGAUCAGUUACCUAUUUACUUGCUAUUUUAUAUAUAGACACAAUAAACAUGUACAGGUUAGAAAUAUACAUGUAUCUGCUCUUGAUUCUAUGCAUGAAAUUAUUUCAUUGUCUCAAAAGAGCGAUACGGCCUUAGCCAAUCUACCAACCAAUACACAACAAUUUAUCUCUAUUAUCAAACCACAUCUUGAGACUUAUACCCAACUGAUCAAUCAGCUGAAGCCAUUGACGGAUUCUCAAAAUUUAUGUAGACUUCGGGACAUGUACAUGGACAAGUUACAAGAUGUAGACUUGUUGAUUACUUCUAUUCGCUCAAAGCGCCGAGACUAUUUUUUGCAUCUGUUGGCACUAGAUGUCAUGUCUAAUAAUCAAGCAGCUCAUUAUGGUAAAAAUUGGAAACGGGCUAUUCAAGUCAAUCAUCAACUUGUCCUCGAGUACCAAAAGUUUAAUAAACAAUUGACACAAGUCGUUUCUUCCGAACCUCUUACUGUCAUGAUAGGCUCAAAAGGUUCAAAGCUAUCGUCCUUAAACUAUACUUUGUCACCGUCAUCACCAAUGACAGACAUAUCCCCUUCAGAGAACAAGGCUGUUGACUUAAUACAAAAAGUGGCUGCCAUAGAAAGAUAUAUGGAAGAAUGUCAAUCUAAACUGUUUGCCUGCAGACAAGAUAUGAAAUACUUGUCUUAUGGAAGAGGUACAGUCCAAAGUUUGAAUAGAGUCAAUACACGCUUUGCCAGUGUGGAUGAUAUCUUGGUUAAAUUGUCUACACAAUGGGAAGAAAGUAAAACAAUUUUGAAAUCUUUAUUAGCAGAACAAGAACAUAAGGAUGAUACCACCUUACCUUCACCUCCUUCUUCACCUGUUCAUCAAGAGAUAUCUAGGAGUCUCAGCUUGAAUUAUGGAACUAUUAGAAAACGUAAUCGUAACUCAUAUUUCUUUUAAUAAGAAGAAACGGCAUAAUUUAAAUGCCAAAUCAUUUAUAUUAACACUAGUUACUUUUACCAUUCAAAAGUGAGAAUAUAAUAAACACCUUUUCUUAAUGAAACGAAUAUCUCGAGCAAAAUUUGAAAACUUGGCCUAUCUUUUAUUAAAUGUUGCCAACAUUGCACUUUACAUCAUGGUCUUGUCAGGAUCCAUAUUGAAAGCAAGUGGUGGGUCAUUAGCAGAUAUCGUUCAAUCGAUUUACUGCAU